AUGGUGAAAUUCGGACACGGUUCUCAUUGUCAGAAAGCGGACAUUCUAACCUCUCGGCUUCAUCCAUCUAUCUAUCUAUCUAUCUAUCUAUCUAUCUAUCUAUCUAUCUAUCUAUCUACCUAUCUCUUUUUUUCUUUCUAUAUACUGGAUACUAAAUAUCUACGGUGGAUUAGCACUUAUAUCUUUUUAACGGUGUUUCUUGGUUCUAUCUAUCUAUCUAUCUAUCUAUCUAUCUAUCUAUCUAUCUACACACAGUCUGUUCAUUAUCUAUCUAUCUAUCUAUCUAUCUAUCUAUCUAUCUAUCUAUCUACACACAGUCUGUUCAUUAUCUAUCUAUCUAUCUAUCUAUCUAUCUAUCUAUCUAUCUAUCUAUCUAUCUAUCUUCAGAGGGAUUAUAAAUACACAAAUAUUAUCUAUCUAUCUAUCUAUCUAUCUAUCUAUCUAUCUGUUGUGGAGUGA
Acanthosepion pharaonis is the source of this 459-nucleotide messenger RNA. The record is from the annotation of a GenBank genome assembly. NCBI's taxonomy places the organism in Eukaryota, Metazoa, Mollusca, Cephalopoda, Sepiida, Sepiidae.